CUCCGCCGCCGACCGCCGCCCCUCCGCCGCCGCUCUAGAGAGAGAGAGAGAGAGAGAGAGAGAGAGAGAGAGAGAGAGGAUGCUGUACCUUGUGGGGCUAGGGCUCGGGGACGAGAGGGACAUCACUCUAAGGGGACUCGACGCCGUGCGGAGAUGCAGCAGGGUCUACGUCGAGGCCUACACCUCUCUCCUCUCCUUCGGCGUCGCCUCCGAUGGCCUCUCCAAGCUGGAAGAACUAUAUGGGAAGGAGGUCACGGUUGCCGACCGGGAGAUGGUUGAGGAGAAGGCAGAUGAGAUAUUGUCGGAAGCGCGGGAAUCUGAUGUGGCCUUUCUAGUUGUCGGUGAUCCCUUUGGAGCGACAACACAUACCGAUCUGGUUGUCCGGGCAAAGAAUUUGGGAUUGGAAGUAAAGGUUAUUCAUAAUGCAUCGGUUAUGAAUGCAAUUGGCAUUUGUGGAUUGCAACUCUAUCGCUAUGGUGAGACAAUAUCUAUACCAUUCUUUACGGAUACAUGGAGGCCAGAUAGUUUCUAUCCAAAGAUUCAAAACAAUCGACGGCUUGGACUGCAUACGCUUUGCUUAUUAGAUAUACGUGUGAAGGAACCUUCAUUUGAGUCAUUGUGCAGAGGAAAAAAGUGUUAUGAACCACCAAGAUUCAUGACGGUAAACACUGCUAUAGAUCAGCUCUUGGAAGUUGAGGAAUCGCGUGGAGAAUCCGCAUACGGUGCGGAUUCAUUAUGCGUAGGAAUAGCUCGCCUCGGAAGUCCAGAUCAGAAGAUAGUUGCCGGUUCGAUGAAACAACUACUAGACGUCGAUUUUGGUCCGCCGCUUCAUUGCCUCAUUAUAGUAGGAGAGACUCAUCCGGUCGAAGAAGAGAUGUUGCAAUUUUACUUAAUCAAGUGAUUCUUAGUGGAUAAACUUAAUCUUGAUUUACAGAUCUUUUCUUUUUUAUUAUUCUCACUAAUGUUUCAAUGUGUGAUUGUAAUCGAUGUUCCGUUAAAUUAUCAUACGGCGUGUUUGCUUGCUUCUGUUAUGUGUAUAUAUAAUCAAAAAUUUUCAUUGUCUAGCUAUUUACAGCAAUUGGUGUAGUGUGAAAUGUAAGAGAUGUAAUUUUGGGGGAGAUAUAAACUAUGACUUUGUGCUUA
Messenger RNA from Ananas comosus (pineapple), 1143 nucleotides. RefSeq names its product probable diphthine methyl ester synthase. Gene Ontology annotation, biological process: protein histidyl modification to diphthamide. Gene Ontology annotation, molecular function: diphthine synthase activity. NCBI's taxonomy places the organism in Eukaryota, Viridiplantae, Streptophyta, Magnoliopsida, Poales, Bromeliaceae. The record is from RefSeq and is a predicted model, not a curated record. The coding region runs from base 80 to 901 and encodes 273 amino acids. The transcript is spliced from 6 exons.